AAGCCAAAUAUUUGUUAUUGUAUAUGAGAAUGUUGGAUGUGGAGUAAGAGUUGCCGGGCUUUGAGACGUAAGCGCGCGUAAAGUACGAAGAUGAUUUUAAUUGUCUAGGAGCUCAAUUUGCGGAUCAGGAGGCUCAUGAGGUUAGUUCGCGGGGUUCAUAGAUGCUCUGCACCCCCUCUCAAGUCAUGUACCCAAUUUCGUUUUAUAAUUUGGCAUGAACUGUGGGUCACACAACACUAUACAGUUCUGGAUUCUAACUUUAUUCCCAUCAUUAAUUUUAUCAUGUUUCAGACAUUCAUUUGAAAAUGCAAAACUAGGGCCGCAGACUAGCUGGCCUCUAUCCUUGGUUCUGAAGUAUAGAAUAGAGAAUACAGAAUUAAAAGAUGAAAAAGAUAAUAUUCUUCAUCAUUCUAGGUUCUCUCGGAUUCCUUGGCACUGUUGGUAAAGAAAAGUAUGACGUUAUUGACAGCUCUGUCACACAAUCCACCAAGAGUCCUGUUUCGAGUAGAGCAGAGCGUAGUCUAGGAAAGGUGUCCCCCAAGGGUCUAUACACUGGUCCAUACUUUGCACCUUCUCUUAUCUCAAACUACUCUUCUAUGGUUGGGGACACAGUUCAUCUGUCAUGUGUGGUCUUUCAGGUUGAAACCCAAAGUGUGUCCUGGGUUAGAUCUCGAGACUCUCAUAUCUUAUCUGUUGACACUACAGUCUUUGUUUCUGAUCCAAGAGUUGUCAUUAUUCAAAACAAAAUCAGAGGAGAGUGGACGCUAAUUGUGAAGGGUGUGAAGAAGAGUGAUGAAGGUGUGUAUGAAUGCCAGAUUAGUACACAGAAUAAGAUGAGUCAUCUUACAUAUCUCAAGGUUCUGGAACCCAAGGUUGAGAUAGAAGGAGGUCCAGAUAUAUUUACUAAAAGAGAAUCUACAGUCCAGCUGAAGUGUUUAGUAACAGGCAGCUCACAUGUCAAUUCUAUCAAAUGGCUGUAUGAAGACGAGGUGUUGCAAACCCAUGGAAAUACGGAGAUACGGCUAAGCCGAAGUCCUGAGUCUACUGUAUCCGAGCUCAUCAUUCGACAAAUACAUUCAAACAGGAUGGGAAAUUACUCCUGUAUCCCUGAAGGUCUGAAACCAGUUCUUGUUUAUCUUCACGUCCUAGAUGGUAAUUAUAGCUUGCAUAUUUAUCAUCACGUCCUAGAUGGUAUUUAUAGUUUACAUAUUUAUCAUCACGCCUUAGAUGGUAUUUAUAGUUUACAUAUUUAUCAUCACGUCCUAGAUGGUAAUUAUAGUUUACAUAUUUAUCAUCAAGUCCUAGAUGAUAAUUAUAGUUUAUACAUAUUUAUCUUCCCGUCCUAGAUGCUUAUUAUAUUUUACAUACGUAUCUUCACGUCCUAGAUGGUAAUUAUAGUUUACAUAUUUAUCCUCAUGUCCUAGAUGGUAAUUAUAGUUUAGAUGUGUAUCAUCAUGUCCUAGACGGUAAUUAUAGUUCAAAUAUUUAUCAUCAUGUCCUAGCUGGUAAUUAUAGUUUACAUAUUUAUCAUCAUGUCCUAGAUGGUAAUUAUAGUUUAGAUGUGUAUCAUCAUGUCCUAGAUGGUAAUUAAAGUUUAGAUGUGUAUCAUCAUGUCCUAGAUGGUAAUUAUAGUUUACAUAUUUAUCAUCACGUCCUAGAUGGUAAUUAUAGCUUACAUAUUUAUCAUUACGUCCUAGAUGGCCAGUUUAUAUUUUUAUCUUCACGUCCUAGAUGGUAAUUAUAGUUUACAUAUUUAUCACCACGUUCUAGAUGGUAAUUAUAGUUUACAUAUUUAUCAUCACGUCCUAGAUGGUAAUUAUAGUUUACAUAUUUAUCUUCACGUCCUAGAUGGUAAUUAUAGCUUACAUAUUUAUCAUUACGUCCUAGAUGGUAAUUAUAGCUUACAUAUUUAUCAUCACGUCCUAGAUGGUAAUUAUAGCUUACAUAUUUAUCAUCACGUCCUAGAUGGACAGUUUAUAUUUUUAUCUUCACGUCCUAGAUGGUAAUUAUAGUUUACAUAUUUAUCCCCACGUUCUAGAUGGUAAUUAUAGUUUACAUAUUUAUCAUCACGUCCUAGAUGGUAAUUAUAGUUUACAUAUUUAUCUUCACGUCCUAGACGGUAAUUAUAGCUUACAUUUUUAUCAUCAUGUCCUAGAUGGUAAUUAUAGCUUACAUAUUUAUUAUCACGUCCUAGUUGGUAAUUAUAGUUUAGAUGUGUAUCAUCAUGUCCUAGAUGGUAAUUAUAGUUUAGAUGUGUAUCAUCAUGUCCCAGAUGGUAAUUAUAGUUUAGAUGUGUAUCAUCAUGUACUAGAUGGUAAUUAUAGUUUACAUAUUUAUCUUCACCUCCUAGAUGGUAAUUAUAGUUUACAUAUUUAUCAUUACGAACUAGAUGGUAAGUAUAGCUUACAUAUUUAUCAUUACAUCCUAGAUGGUAAUUAUAGCUUACAUAUUUAUCAUUACAUCCUAGAUGGUAAUUAUAGCUUACAUAUUUAUCAUCACGUCCUAGAUGGUAAUUAUAGUUUAUAUGUGUAUCAUCAUGUCCUAGAUGGUAAUUAUAGUUUACAUAUUUAUCCUCAUGUCCUAGAUGGUAAUUAUAGUUUACAUAUUUAUCUUUACGUCCUUGAUGGUAAUUAUAGCUUACAUAUUUAUCAUUACGUCUAGAUGGUAAUUAUAACUUACAUAUUUAUCAUCACGUCCU
Molecule: messenger RNA, 2698 nt
Organism: Eurytemora carolleeae
Lineage: Eukaryota; Metazoa; Arthropoda; Copepoda; Calanoida; Temoridae
Product: junctional adhesion molecule-like
Exons: 7
Coding region: 384-1346 (320 amino acids)
Biological process (GO): synapse organization
Cellular component (GO): neuron projection membrane
Source: RefSeq, a predicted model, not a curated record